GGGAAUAUCGGGAGAGGCGGCUGGGCUGCAGCCCCACAAAGCCGGAGGGACGCGGAGGAAGCAUCGCCCGGACCAUGGACGCCCAGAAGCACGUGGCCAACUUCGGCGCGGGACCCGCGAAGCUGCCGCUGCCGGUAUUGUUAGAAGCCCAGAAAGAGUUGGUGAAUUAUAAUGGCCUUGGCAUUAGUGUUCUUGAAAUGAGCCACAGAUCAUCUGAUUUUUCAAAAAUUGUCAAAGCAGCUGAAAAGUGCUUGCGUGAACUCUUAAAUAUACCAGACAACUACAAAGUGAUUUUUCUCCAAGGAGGUGGAUCUGGACAAUUCAGUGGUGUCCCACUUAAUCUUAUUGGGCUAAAAGAAGCCAGGUGUGCUGAUUAUGUGGUUACAGGAGCCUGGUCAGCAAAAGCAGCCAAGGAAGCAGAGAAAUAUGCCAAAGUGAACCUUGUUCAUCCUAAACUCUCUAGUUAUACAAAAAUUCCUGAUCCAAGCACUUGGAACCUUAACCCCGAUGCCUCUUAUGUCUACUAUUGUGCAAAUGAGACGGUUCAUGGUGUCGAGUUUGACUUUGUCCCUGAUGUUGGAAAGGCAGUUUUAGUGUGUGAUAUGUCGUCCAAUUUCCUCUCCAGGCCGGUGGAUGUGUCUAAGUUUGGUGUAAUCUUUGCUGGUGCCCAGAAGAAUGCAGGCUGUGCUGGAGUUACAGUGGUUAUAGUACGUGAGGACUUGAUUGGCUUUGCGCUCAAAGAGUGCCCGACAGUCUUGGACUACAAAGUGCAAGUGGAGAACAGCUCACUAUACAACACUCCUCCGUGCUUCAGUAUCUAUAUCACAGGCUUGGUCCUGGAUUGGGUAAGAAACAGUGGCGGAGCUGCAGCUAUGGAUAAGCUUAGCCAAAUGAAGUCACAGAUGAUUUAUGAUAUUAUUGAUGGAUCCAGUGGAUUCUACGUGUGUCCUGUGGAGAAGAAGAGCAGGAGCAGAAUGAAUGUUCCUUUCCGGAUUGGCAGCAUGAAGGGCGAUGAGGCCCUGGAAAAGAAAUUCCUUGAUCAAGCUACAGAAAACAACAUGCUAUCCCUGAAAGGGCAUAGAUCUGUGGGAGGAAUCCGUGCUUCUUUGUAUAAUGCUGUGACAAGAGAAGACGUUCAGAAGUUAGCAACAUUCAUGAAGAGCUUCAUGGAGAGGCAUCGGUCAUGAACUCUAAUUAAUUAGUGUUGCCCUCUUGGAAAUAAAAGUGUAAUGAAUUGGAA
Podarcis muralis (Common wall lizard) is the source of this 1240-nucleotide messenger RNA. It is a transcript of the gene PSAT1, whose product is annotated as phosphoserine aminotransferase 1. Gene Ontology annotation, biological process: L-serine biosynthetic process. The record is from RefSeq and is a predicted model, not a curated record. Gene Ontology annotation, molecular function: O-phospho-L-serine:2-oxoglutarate transaminase activity; pyridoxal phosphate binding. NCBI's taxonomy places the organism in Eukaryota, Metazoa, Chordata, Lepidosauria, Squamata, Lacertidae. Gene Ontology annotation, cellular component: cytoplasm.